CGGCACAACAUAUUGAACUGAUGAUAUCUUGGUUUGGGUAUUUUCGGUCCAUCCGACUGUCCCUCUUGUUUGCCCCGCUAUCGACGUCCGCGAGUAUCUCAGGAGCAUCCAUUUGCGGUUGUGGUGCUUUCUGCUUUGUUCCGAGCAGAAACCUCCGGCCUAAUGACGAUGGAGGGAGGGGUUAUGGCCUUAUCAGUUUCUCGCCCGCUGCGGCUGGGCUUUGUCAUUCUUCGGACGGCGCUGGGUGACGACGUGACUGGGACUCAGGGCCAAAGUGUGGUGUUUGAACAAGACUUCUUCCGCCGUGUGUUGUGUGUUUUCCCAUUGCAACGAGUGCACCUUGGGGACCUAACCUCCCUCACGUCGGCGCUGCUACAACCGUUUGCGCCGGACUUGUGAGCCGCAGAACGAACGCCAUUGCGGUUGUAUAAUCGCACGCAGUCUAGUGUGUCGUCUCGCCUGGAGCUCACCUCCCAUCCCUAUUUGGCAAUUGCCCUGUCGGUUAAUCAGCUGAUAAGACGAAAUUGGCGCGAAUCCGAGUUUGGCCCCCUUCCCCUCCCACCGGGCUUCCCCUCUGUUCCCCGCACCCUCGGCGGGGGGUCCUUUGUUUGGAUUCGUUUCCUCCAAGAAGGCCGCGGUUCAAUGUGAUUUGAUUACAUAACCUGCGCCCGUCUCCAGUCCAGGUGCACCUGCAUUCUUGCGUCGUCCUGCGUGUCCUUCCACCCCAAGAGAACCAUCGCUGGCCCGGUCAACGCCCAAGCUUCUUCGUGAGGAAUGAAUGGAAAUGGAAACCAACUACGACGAAGACUUGAACGAGAAUGUGUUCUACCAAAUGCUGAACGGCGAACACAAAGAGUUAUUUCAAAAGGCCACCGCCGAAGGAUGGGUGAUCUGUGUCCCGCGAGCUGGGUCCUUGCCCAAGUACGCCCUGACGGACAAUGACAUCUACAGUCACAUUCUGAUUCCCAGUGAUGAGUUGCCAGAGAGCCAUUUUCGAUCUUUGAAUGAGAAGGAUGUCCGUAUUUGCAACAGAGUUAUCACAGUUGAGCAGGAUGACAUUUCUCGCCCGUACAGCACUCACAUUCUCUUUGAAGAAACGUUCUACACUGAUGAUUACAUGAAGUAUAAAGUUUUGUGUGUUGAAAGUCCCCUCGACCAGCAGUGUGAACCAGGGCAAAUGAGCGAUGUUGGUAUUGUAUCUGUUAAUACAUUGCAGGAUUGUAUUGAUUUGUUGUGGACAGAGAGCAGUGGCAAAGAUGUCUUGGAACAAAUGGAUGACGCAGUUACCAACUUUCUUAAAGACAAUGACGGUGUUGAACUGGAACCUCUUCAGAAGCAACGAGACCAAACCAGUGCACUGUACUCCAGGUGUCUUCAAAUUGCACUUCGCGACGCCCGUUUAAGAGAGAAGACAACUGCCAACAAACAUCUUCUUCAAAGUGUCAAGGUUGCUGUAGAAACUUAUUUACAUCAUGGUAUCUAUCAUAUUCUUAUCAAGGGGGUCACUGCUUGCACAGCAUAUGAGGAUGCAGCUUUAAACAAAAUUAUUCGAAAUGUGUCUGAUCUUCAGCUCAGAGAUCUAGGUGUUAGGUCAGAUUUGUAUGACACAGUACCUAAGGCUAAGCAGGAGCUUGCAAGAAUUGAUAGAUACAGUACAGUAUUAGGCAAAAUUGGGUGCAUUAAGAAAACUUUAGCUGCCAUAUCUAGGACUAGACCUGGGGAAGACCCAACUAAAGGCAAUAUCAUUGCUGCUGAUGACUUGCUCCCGAUGAUGGUGUUUUUGGUUAUCAAAGCCAGUCUUGCUAACUGGAUUGCUCAUCUUACAGUAAUGAAAACAUUUAGAUUUUCAGCUAGUGCUAGUUGUCAAACUGAUGAAGCAAGCUUUCUCAUCACCUCCUUAGAGGCUGCCAUUGAGCAUGUGAAGUCAGGAGUGCUCUUAGGUCCUUCUGAACCAGAAGCACAGUGGGUUUAUGAGUCAUCUAAAAGUGAAGGAAGUGAUGAUGACUUUGAAGUUAUCAGCAAUUCUGUGGAGACAGUCAAGCUGGAGGCCAGAUCAGAUUUAGAUCCAUCAUCUAUUGCAUACCUUUUUGAACACAUUAGAGUUGGGAAUGAAGAUGAGGUUGUCAAUGUGUUAGAUAAUGGUACAAAACAGCCUAAAAAGGAGGUUGAUUCUAGUCUUGCCCUUUGCCACCCGCUCUGCUCAUGUGACAGAUGUGAGGGGUUGUUGUCAAAAGUCUUGUGUGUCACAACACCUACUAUCCACUCGUGUGAUGACAGAGGUUUUACUGCUCUCCAUGUGGCAAGCCUUUAUGGUCAGCCACAGAUAGUUGAUCUUCUUCUUUCUCGGGGAGCUUCCGUCAACGUGUCUGACUACAGUGGAUCAACUCCCAUGCAUUACGCUGCAUCAAGGGGUCAUCAAAAUGCCUUGUUGCUACUUGCUCACACUGGUGCAGAAAUCCAAUGUCGAGAUAAUGAAGGCAAUGCACCUCUUCAUCUGAGUGCUGGCAAUGGACAUGAAGGUUGUGUGAAGGCUCUUCUAUACUUUUCGGAGCAUGUAGGAGUGAGGUUGGAUGUAAAUUCUACCAAUACUAAUGGAGACACUGCCCUGCAUCAUGCAGCUCGCUGGGGUUAUGAAGGAAUUGUGAACAUUCUGUUGGAAUAUGGUGCAAACCCUAGCAUAGAGAAUAAGCGUAAAUUGACUCCUAGUCACUAUGCCCAUAAUCUGCAUGUAUCGCGACUGCUCUCCAAUGCUGUCUCAAGCAGGGCCACUGGUAAAUCCUCACCACUAGACCUUCUAAAGAAACCAUCUAAGACUCAGUCUGAUGUCUCUAUAGCUGCAGUUUACAAAGAGAAGCUUGAUUUCAGUGAUGACCAUGAAACCUGCUCAUUAAAUGGCAGUAUUGGGGAACAUUCAAGCAUAAGACCUCACAACACUGAACAAAUAAAGAGAGUGGAAAAGUUGCUGAGAGCUAUUGCUGUUGGAGAUACCCGUCUUGCAUGCUACUAUCUAGGGCUAGAAGGACCUGGAGAAAGUCUUCAGUGCAAUAAUGAAGUGAGUAAUGUUGUCAUGUGUCAUCCUUUAUGCAUUUGUGAGAACUGCAGGCCUAAAAAUAUAGAUGUAAAAUCAGGUGCAGUGUCAGAGAGAGUCACUUUAAAUGUAAAUGUUUCCAAUUCGGAAGGGUUUACGCCCUUGCAUAUUGCAGCCAUGAAUGGUCAGUCUGAUUUGAUGCGCUUGUUAUUAGAUGCUGGAGCAUAUCCCAAUGUUCGUACUCGUCAGAAAGGCUGCACUCCUCUUCACUUGGCUUGUCAGCAUCAGCGUGUUGCAGCUGCCAGAAUCCUCACUCAAACAGGAGAAUGUAACUUAAAUUUACAAGACUUGCGAGGCAACAGUGCUUUACAUCAUGCUUGUUUUUCUGGUAAUGCUAAACUUGUGGAACUUCUUGUUAAAGAGGGGGCUAUUGUUGAUUUGAGAAAUGCAGAAGGCAAGAGGCCUGUUGACGAUGCUGAGGAAAAAACGUCCUUAAAUGUGAUAAGACUUUUAAAAAUUGGUAAGACUUCAUCGAAAAGUGUGUAGCUUGAAAUCUGGUCAUUUGCUUUAAUUGGUCACGGCACUGAAUCUCUUUGCCUGUCUGUAAUGUGUCAGUAUGUGCCUUCCUGUCUGUAUACCUAUGGAUCAGUCUCAAGUGUGGACUCUAGUGUCUUUGUGCAUGUUGAUUUACAAAAACAGUCAAGAUUCCUUGAGCAGUUGCUUUACCAUUGUCAUCUGUGAUUUUUGAUAAUGUGUUGUUUUUUUUUAGAUUUAUUUGAAGAUUGCUUUUAUCAGUUUUCCUAUAUGUGUAAGACAUAAAAUAUUUUAAAGACAACUUGUUUGGUAUAACUCUUAAAGACUGUAAAUAACCGUGCUAACAAAAUUUUUUACCUUGUCAAUACUUUAUGAAAGAGCAUUCGUGUGGUUUAAGGAAGUUUGUUUUGUUUACAUUUUUACAUUCCAAAUUUAUUAAUAAAAAUAACUAUCAGUAUUGUUUGAUGCAAUUAAUGAAGGGUACAUGCUUGUUGUUUGAAAAACGUCUCUAUGUAUUCCCAGUUUGAGAUGCAAGAAAUGCAGCUAAGAGAUGUAAUCCUCAUUUUUAAUUAAAAACGUUGUGAAAGUUCA
Messenger RNA from Frankliniella occidentalis (western flower thrips), 4153 nucleotides. Its product is annotated as ankyrin repeat domain-containing protein 27-like. Lineage: Eukaryota; Metazoa; Arthropoda; Insecta; Thysanoptera; Thripidae. Gene Ontology annotation, molecular function: SNARE binding; guanyl-nucleotide exchange factor activity. The transcript has a single exon. Gene Ontology annotation, cellular component: early endosome; neuron projection; tubular endosome. The record is from RefSeq and is a predicted model, not a curated record. Bases 779 to 3574 code for a protein of 931 amino acids. Gene Ontology annotation, biological process: early endosome to late endosome transport; neuron projection morphogenesis.